Messenger RNA from Cuscuta campestris, 2524 nucleotides. NCBI's taxonomy places the organism in Eukaryota, Viridiplantae, Streptophyta, Magnoliopsida, Solanales, Convolvulaceae. The record is from the annotation of a GenBank genome assembly.
CUCAAGGACUACUUCGGUCCCGAUCUUUCAAAUUCAAAUCCUAGUCAGUCUAGAUCAAUCUUUUAAAUUUUAAAUUGUUUAAGAAGGAACUUCACCCGCGAGGUUACUAUUGGGAGAUGAGGCAUUCAAACUGACGCUUCUUUCAUCUCUUUUCAUCCGGAAGCCUGACCUUCACCAUGCCCCCUUCACUCUCCGCUCUGUCUACACGUCUCGCCGUGCUAAGUUUACUCUCCGCCACAACCAUCUACUUCUUCUACAAGUCCCGCCCUCAUAUCCGCCACCUCCGCAACCGCCUCAAAGCCUUAACGGGACUUCCGGCCCGAAACCCUAACCAUAGCUCCAGAGGUAAAAUAUUCUUUCUCUCUGAAACUGGCACUUCCAGAGCCCUAGCUCAUCGCCUGCACUCCUUCCUAGCCCUCAGUGAUCUGCCCUUCGACCUCAUUGACCCUAAGGAUUAUGAGCCCGAGGAUCUGCACAAGGAAAGUCUAUUUCUGAUUGUAGCUUCCACUUGGGAAAGCGGGAAGCCCCCUUCGAAUGGUAGAUUUUUAGGAGAUUGGUUAACCGAGAGCUCUGAUGACUUCAGGGUUGGAGCUUUGCUGCUCUGCAAUUGCAAGUUUUCAAUCUUCGGUGUCGGCAGUACAUCCUAUGGUGAGACAUUCAAUGCUGUUGCCAAGGAUUUUUCCAAAAGAUUGCGGAAACUUGGGGCAGCCGAGGUUAUGGAGGUGUGUGAGGGAGAUGUAGAUGAGGGGAAUUUGGAUGAUGUGUUUGAUGAUUGGUGCAAGAGGUUGGCUAUCAUUUUGAAAGGGGACUCUAGACCAUAUUUUUCUAACAAUGGCAAUGUUGAGGAGAGUGAUGGCGAGGUGAGUGAGCAUGAUGAUUAUGAUUCUGAGGUAGAAGAAAAUGGAGAGGAUAAGGGGAUUGUUGAUAUUGAGGACAUUGCUGGUAAGACAAUAGCUGGAACUAGGGCUAAAAAUGGAAUGGUGAAUGGGGAAACACUAAACAAGGAGAAAGAAAUGGUCAGUCCUGUUAUCAGGGCUAGUUUGGAGAAGCAGGGGUACAAAAUAAUUGGUUCACAUAGUGGUGUGAAGAUUUGUAGAUGGACAAAGUCACAGCUUCGAGGGCGAGGAGGUUGCUAUAAACAUUCCUUCUAUGGCAUUGAGAGCCACAGGUGCAUGGAGGCAACCCCUAGUUUAGCAUGCGCAAACAAAUGUGUUUUCUGUUGGAGACAUCAUACAAAUCCUGUAGGGAAAAGCUGGCGAUGGAAGAUGGAUGAUCCUCUGGAGAUUGUGCAAACUGCAAUAGAGUUGCACACAAAAAUGAUAAAACAAAUGAAAGGAGUUCCAGGUGUCAAAUCCGACCGCUUGGCUGAGGGUCUCUCUCCUCGGCAUUGUGCAUUAUCACUUGUUGGUGAACCUAUUAUGUAUCCUGAGAUAAAUUCACUUGUAGAUGAGUUGCAUCGAAGGCGGAUUUCAACUUUUUUAGUGACAAAUGCACAGUUCCCUGAGAGAAUUAUGAUGCUAAAACCAAUCACCCAGUUGUAUGUUAGUGUUGAUGCAGCUACAAAGGAUAGUUUGAAAGCAAUUGAUCGACCACUAUUUGGAGACUUCUGGGAGCGAUUUCUUGACUCCUUGAAAGCUCUCAAGGAGAAGCAACAGAGGACAGUGUAUCGGUUGACACUAGUUAAAGGGUGGAACACGGAGGAUGUAGAUGCAUAUUCAAACCUAUUCAGCAUUGGAAAUCCCGAUUUCAUUGAAAUCAAAGGCGUCACUUACUGUGGAUCGUCUGCUACAUCAAAGUUGACAAUGGAGAAUGUGCCGUGGCAUAGUGAUGUGAAGGAGUUUUCUGAAGCAUUGGCUAAAAAGAGCAACAGGGAGUACGAAGUUGCGUGCGAGCACGUGCAUUCAUGCUGUGUUCUACUAGCGAAAGUCGACAAGUUUAAGAUCAAUGGGCAGUGGUUCACAUGGAUAGACUAUGACAAGUUUCAUGAUCUGGUCGCUUCUGGAAGGCCAUUUAGCAGUGGCGAUUACAUGGCUCCCACGCCAUCAUGGGCCGUGUAUGGAGCUGAGGAAGGUGGGUUUGAUCCGGACCAAUCUCGUUUCAAGAAAGAGAGGCAUCAUAACCGAUCAGCUCCCAGCUGAGAUCGUUUUUUUUCUUUCUCCUGUUUGGGCCCUAUAUUUGUUUGAAAAGUCGCUCUCAUCGGAGAGAUUGAUUUUUUAGCUGAGCUCCGAAGUGCGGCACGGACCUAAAAAUGUUGGGAGUACUUUUCGUUCAUUGAAAAUAUUUUCAAUUUUUUUUAAGAAUAGAAAUUUUGGUUAAUGUUUUUUAAAGAGUAAAUUCUAUAAUUAGUCCUUUAUAUUAGGGGGGUUUUUCUAUUUAGUCCUCAAUUAUCAAAUAUUACCUGAGUGGUCCUUCUUUUAUAUGUAUCUUUCUACAAACAGUUCUUUUUUUGAUCUUCUAUCAUGUUGGUGUUAAUUUGAGGGCUAAAAGUGUAAUUUAACAGUGAUAAUAUAUCUUUUUUGUCAUA